AUGAGCUACGGGGUGAAGCCUGAUGUCACAACGCUUGACGAUGACCUGCGGUUGCUGAGGGAUAGUAAGUUCAGUGCGGAAACUGUGGAUCAGAUUAAAACAUGGCUGUACGCCGUACUCAACGAAGCCGCCCCUAAGGGCCCACUUCUCGAACAACUGCACGACGGCGUAGUUUUGUGUCGCCUAGCAAACGCACUGCUAUCUGCAGAUGAUAACAAUGCUCAAUUAUUGCCUUGGAAGCAGUCUCGGAUGCCGUUUGUGCAGAUGGAGCAUAUCAGCAGGUUCCUGACCUUUGCGCGCGCCUACGGCGUGCCCGAGGACGAGCUCUUUCAGACAGUCGAUCUCUACGAGCAGAAGGACCCUGCCAGUGUCUACCUGUCUUUUAUAGCCCUCUCGCGCUAUGCACAUAGGCGGCAUCCUGAGCUCUUCCCUGUCAUCGGCCCGCAGCUUGCCCGCAAACGUCCGCCACCUCGUCCCAAGCCGAACCACCUACGCGCUGCUGCGUGGAGCACCCAAGAGUACGGUUAUAUGGGAGGUGCCAACCAAUCCACCGAGCGUGUGGUCUUCGGCCGGCGCCGCAACAUCAACCCCGACGACCGCUGA
This is a messenger RNA of Eremothecium gossypii ATCC 10895, 603 nucleotides long. RefSeq names its product Scp1p (gene SCP1). The record is from RefSeq and is marked provisional. Bases 1 to 603 code for a protein of 200 amino acids. The transcript has a single exon. Lineage: Eukaryota; Fungi; Ascomycota; Saccharomycetes; Saccharomycetales; Saccharomycetaceae. Gene Ontology annotation, molecular function: protein binding.